This is a messenger RNA of Plasmodium gallinaceum, 1710 nucleotides long. RefSeq names its product conserved Plasmodium protein, unknown function. The transcript is spliced from 3 exons. Gene Ontology annotation, cellular component: nucleus. Gene Ontology annotation, molecular function: zinc ion binding. Gene Ontology annotation, biological process: regulation of DNA-templated transcription. Lineage: Eukaryota; Apicomplexa; Aconoidasida; Haemosporida; Plasmodiidae. The coding region runs from base 1 to 1710 and encodes 569 amino acids. The record is from RefSeq and is a predicted model, not a curated record.
AUGUUAACAAUGUGUGAUAAUGACAAAUAUGCAAAUUAUUUAAGAAAUAAAAUAGUAAAAUACUUCAAUUUAAAAAAUAAUGAACUAGAGAUUAAUUAUAUUAAGUCAAUAUUAAAUUCGAGAUCUUAUGAUUUAUUUGAUUCUAUAUUUUUAUUAAAUCAAGCAUUUUAUGAGAAAAACAAAAACUUAAAAUAUUCACUAAACGAUGUUAAAAAAUUUACAUAUGAUUUAAUAAACAAUAAAAAAAAAUUCAAUUUUUCUGAUAAAAUUUCAGAUAGCAACAUAAAUAUAGUGAAUUUUAAUAAUAAUAAUAACACUGAUAAAAGUAUAAAUAGUUAUUUUGAAAAUAUUUUUAAAAAUGAUAAAAUAAGUAUUAUUAAAGACAAAAAAAAAUAUGACAUAGAUAAUGAAAGAAAGUUCAUUAAUGCAGAAUUGAAAGAAGUAAAAUUAGAAAAGAAUAAAUAUAAAGAAAAUAAUUCUAUAAAAUGUAAAGAGAAUAAUGAUAACAUUGAGGAUAAUAAAUAUUAUGAUGAUUUCAUAAAAAUUAAAAGUAAAGAAAUAACGGAAAAUAAAAAUGAAACAAAGAAAAAUAAGCAUAAUGAAAAGAUAAAUAGUUCAAUUGUUUUAAAAGAAAAAGAAUUAGAUAAUUUUAAAAUGGAUAGUUCAAAUAAUGUGGAAAUGAAAACAAAUGAAUUAACAAAUUUAAAAAAUGAUGAAAUAGAAGAGAAAAGAGAAAAAGAUUAUUUUUCUUUUUUUAACAUCAAAGAGAAUGAUUACUCUUUAAAAACUAUUAUAGAUUUAAUGGAAAAUGAUAACAUUAAAUCAAAUAAAAAAAGUAAUCAGCAAAUGAAAAAUAAAAAAGAGAAAAAAAAAAAUAUUCAAAUAUGCAUAUGCAAUGGGCAAAAUCAUAAAAUAUACGCUAAUUGUCUAAUUUGUGGAAAAAUUUAUUGUACUAAAAUAAAGUAUAAAAAUUGUAUAUAUUGUGGUAAUCAAAUAUAUGAAUCAUCUAUAUUUGAUAAAAUAUAUUUAUGUAACGAAGAUAUGGAUAAUGUAGUAAAAAAAGUAGUUUCUACUGUCAAAAAUUCAGAUCCUUUUAUUUAUAAACUAUAUUUUGAUUCAAAUAACAGUAAUUUAAAAAAAGCUUUUAAUUUAAGAAAUAAAAUGUUAAACAAUUCUCUUAAUGAAGAACAGACAAAAAUAAUUGAUGAUAGUAUUGAUUGGUUCGAGGAUGAUAUUAAAAAUGAAUUUAAUAAUAGCGAGAUACACUUUUCUUGUUAUGAUGAUGAAAUAAAAAAUGAAAUAAUAAAUAAAUAUUAUGAAAUAUUUGGAAAAAGAUUUAAUGAUAUUAAUAUAGAUAUAGACCUAGUUAAUAUGGAAAUUAAAGAAAACGUAGACUAUUUUAAAAUCAAAGAAUUUAAUGAUUAUUUAAAUGAGAAAGAAAAAGAGUAUAGAAAUAAUAUAGAAGAAAAUAAAAAAGAACAUAAUAAAAACGUAAAUACUGUCAGUAAUUAUUUGUCUGAAAAAGAAAAAAAAAAUUUAAGUUAUAUAAAUGACAUAAAAAAUAUAUUUUUUAAAGAAAAAAUUUCAAAAAGUGAUAUUUCUUCAAAAAAGAACAAAGAAAAAGAUUCAGUUGAAAAAAAAAAAAUUGAUAAAAAAAAAUACAAAUAUAAUAUGAGUUUAAUAGAUGAGGAAUAUGAAGAUUCUAUAUAA